Molecule: messenger RNA, 5110 nt
Organism: Vollenhovia emeryi
Lineage: Eukaryota; Metazoa; Arthropoda; Insecta; Hymenoptera; Formicidae
Gene: Pits
Product: interferon regulatory factor 2-binding protein 1
Exons: 5
Coding region: 1-1467 (488 amino acids)
Biological process (GO): regulation of transcription by RNA polymerase II
Cellular component (GO): nucleus
Molecular function (GO): transcription corepressor activity
Source: RefSeq, a predicted model, not a curated record
AUGAUGGGCAAACGGACGCAGUGCUACCUGUGCGACCUGCCCAGGAUGCCGUGGGCGAUGAUCAUGGACUUCUCGGAGCCGGUUUGCCGCGGCUGCGUAAACUACGAGGGCGCCGACCGCAUCGACCUCGUCCUCGAGUCGGCGAAGCAGCUAAAGAAGGCGCACGGCUUCCAGGACGCGCGGCCGUCCGCGAGCAAGACCUACCGCACCAGCGCCGGGCACACCGAGCACAACGGCGGCACGAACCUCGACGUGCUGCCGAUCCAGAACACACCGCAGGCCGGGCACACGCGCCACCACAACAUGCCCAGCUACUCGCAGCUGCACCACCGUAGCUCCAUCACCGAGUUCACGCCGGGGACGGCGGCGGCCGCGGCCGCCGCCCGGCAGCAGCAGGUCAGCCGCCAGCACGGCGACGAGAGUCACGAGAUCGCGAACAGUAUCCGCAGCAACCCGCCGCGCCUGUCCAACGCCCACCUGGCCGCGGUCGCCGCGCACCAGAUGACCCUGCACAACCGCAGCAUCACCCAGCUCAAGCGCGGCAUCUCGGCGAUCGACGAGGACGAGCACGCCGAGAAGCGGCUCUCGCUCGAGGAGCAGCACCCGGUCAGGCCGCCGCUCACCCGCGGCGACUCGCUGCCGGCGGUCAGCCUCGCCGUCAGCUACGUGCAGGACCGCAACAAGGAGAAGCACCCGGUACGGGCGCCCAGCUUCGAGACGGCGACCACCUUCAAGGCCAACGGUGCAUAUGUCGGGCCGUCCAUACCGUUGGCGCCGGCCAAUGUCGCGGCCAACGGUGGAGGGUCGCCUCUUCGUCCAAGAACGAGCCCUCCGCCGCCGCCGCCGCCGAGCCAGGAAAGCGCCAACGACAACUCGCAGUCGAAUCAUCAUCAGGGCACGGCGAACGGCCCGUCACCGAUGGCCGCCCUAAUGUCAGUCGCCGACAAUCUGACAUCGCCCGAACCGGUGCCGCAGCCUCCGAACAAUCCCAGUCCUACUAGUAGAAGUCCGCCGACCACGGCAGCGAACGCUCAGCAACGCAGUGCUUCUAGAGGCUCCCAGCACAGCCCGAACAGUUCAGGCUCAUCGGGCAGACGGUCCAGCAGUUCAAGGCAGGUAUCAUCUACAACCGUGACAACGUCCUCGGAGGGUGCGGUAGCUCAAGCCGCAGGCGCUGAGCCGGUGACGGCGCCGACCCUCAAGUGUACGCUAUGCCAGGAACGUCUGGAGGACACGCACUUCGUGCAGUGUCCCAGCGUGCCGCACCACAAGUUCUGCUUCCCGUGCAGUCGGGACAGCAUAAAGAGACAGGGUGCUGGCUCGGAGGUUUAUUGUCCGAGCGGUGAGAAAUGCCCGUUGGCGAACAGCCAGGUACCGUGGGCCUUCAUGCAGGGUGAGAUAGCCACCAUCCUGGGCGAGGACACCACGGGCACCGGGCUCAAAGUCAAGAAGGAGAGAGAAACUUAAGAACCCUCUUUCAAUGUCGAAUCAGGGCUCAAAUUUUCUGUCCCUCUAUGUACAGAGGGGCUGUUAUAUGGUUGGAACCGUGAAGGGUUUCACCGAACGCUUUUGGUAACGGUGAUAAAAGACUCGUUGGCGACACGCGGGAGAGCCAACGAACGACUCGAGCCAAAGACGUUGUCUGGUGCGAUACGGAUUCUCACGAAGUUGUUGACGUCAAUGAUAAGGGGGGGCUAGUAUGAGAGGGGAGGGUAAAAGAAAGAGAGGGUUGGGGGGAGGGAAAGUGGACGAUUUGAUUUUGUUCGAAGCCGGCGGUUAAUGACGCGUUUUGACGAUGUGAUCGAUGAUAUCGUACGGUGUUUUUAUCCUUUGCGAACCGGUUUUGAGAAGAAGUCUUUGGCAAAUUGCAUACUGGCGGUCGAUUGUUCUGCUAGACACAUGUACAUACGGAUUUCGUACAGAGCGGUUGAAUUGACACACGGCGGAAGCGGCGCGUUAUUUUUCGCGGAUUAGAGGAGCAGUGCGCGACGUUGAAAUCGCGACAGCAUUUGAAGAUGCUGAUAAUUUGUUGCCCGGUUGGGUUUGUACUUAGGCUCGAUAUGCCUUUCUUCAUUGUCUCUUGUAUUGAACGCGGGCAUAAUCGCUUGCGUUCUUUUACACACACACACAUACAUUGACAACGUACAGACAUUACAGAAACAUAUGCAUUACACACAACACUCCCGACACAGACACACCAUGUACAAUGUACAACAACACAUUUCACACGCACACUUCGCAACGGAAAACAUUGACUUGGUAUCGCGAAACGCACGCGAUCGCAUUGUACUUUAUUUUCUUUUUUCACGCGCGUCUAAUCGAACGGUUGGAACUCGUGGUUUUUAAUUAAUGACUAAAGCGAGAGACAAGUACCGUCUCUCCGCGUCUUAUCGUCGUCCCCCCUUUUUUUUUAUUCUUUCAUUUGUAUACUCUUUCUACCUAUACUCUUCGCUCGUUGUAUUAUAUAAAUAAUAAACAUAUAUGGCGGACAUUCGGACCCAGCGCACGGGUUUUCUGUACAUUAUGUAUAUGUGUACAUACCUAUAUUAUUAAUAAAGCGUAUAACUGAAAGAAUUUUUAACGUUUUUUAAGUGUACAAAAACUCUAUAUUCGUUUUUGCGUUUUGUCUCAUUAAAUUAUUACUAUCCUCUGUCUCUCUCUGUUCUUUCGUCUCUUUGUUUUCAUUUCUCUCUUUGUUCUCUCGCGAACGAAGUUUUAGGUCGUCGCCUCUCGAAAGACGCUUGUUUCCGGCGCGCAGAGACACGCGACGUCUCCCUCACCUGGUUUCUCGCUCGCGAAGGCGCACGACGACGUUGCGCUUUACCCGCGCUCCUUACAAUCGCGCUCGUCCGGUCUUCGGGAAGGGGAAAGUAGCAAGAGGAAAAAAAAGUAGAAGAGUCACGUGAGACACGUGAGCACACCGCGCCAUCCAGUCACUCCGCAAGGCGGAUUAUGUAAUAUGAUGUAAUGUCCGACUGUACAACGUCCACUUUCGCCUUUAGUUUAUGCGCUAGACCUUAAGUCGUGGGCCUUUUGGUUUUUCAUUUUCACCGAUGAAAAAGGCACGCCCGUCAAAAUAGGAACCACAUACUCGCUAUGUCUAAACGAUAAAAAAAAAACAAGACGAAGAGUGAAGGGGAGGAACAAAGGCAGGCAGAGGCACUCGCUGGACGCGCCGAGGGGGAUCCUUUCCCGCGCGACGAUUGUGCGAUCCUCUCGCGGAAAGGGAUGCCCUUUUCUCCCUUAGGCACGCGCACGCGCGCGCGGGCGGCUCCUUUUGUAUAUAUUUGUACAAACAGAUCGGCGCACACGUACACACAGACACACAUACAUGAGCGAAAGGGGAGCGAUUGUCGGAAGUUGUCGCGGGGGAGGGAACGAAGCGCUCGGAAAAAUAGAGGAUUAAAGAGAGAGAGAGAGAGAGAGAGAGAGAGAGAGAGAGAGAGAGAGAGCAUUUUUUCUAUGUCUCGCGGGCGGAUCCCGCAGAGGCUCGGGAUAUCCUCCGCUUCCUCGUGGACGUCACGCAUCCUCGAGUUUGCGGCGACGGAUAUCUCGAAGCGUCUCCGGUUAAAGCGCGUCUAAAUUUGUAACGUUAUUAUUACGUCGUGUCGCCCGUAAAGUUACCAGUGUGAUGCAUCGAUAUGUUACAUCAGUGCGCCUUCGGUCGCGACUCGAUCGUCCGCGGCGACGUAAUUAAAACUGACCGAGGUAAAGAGGCGUCGAUCGAAGGGCCGAGGGAGCGACACGGACGCGCGCUGCUCGCCCCUGUCGGCGGGGGUCGGGGGGCGACCGAAGCAAUUGUCGCGCCAUAGAUUGUCAAGUAUAUUUUAUAUCCGUUUCUGUUUCGGCGCCGAGCGCGAGGGAGGAGUAUCCACCCGCGGAGAUCCACCUCUCGCGCGAUAAAGAUAUAAAACAAACUGUACCGAGCGACCGACGCGCGAACCAUCGCUCCUCGGCUCUCGUCGACGCGCGCCCCAAGUUUCCCUCGCGUGUCACGCUGAUCCUCCUCGCGCUCAAGUUGCGGGUCCAGACGCGCCUUGGUAUCGCGCAGCGGCCGUCGAGAGGAGCGCUCGAUAGCAAUACUUCUUACAGCUGUAACGCGACGCUCGUCGUCGAGUUUCAGUCGAGGGGUCGGGGGAGGAGAGGGUGGCUUUCCCGGGGAGAGACAACCCUCGGCUCGACCGGGUCUCGGCGGUGACUCGCGAUCUUUCUCACGCCGAUGACACGUGUCUUCUCGCGCGCGCGCGUGACCUGCGAAUUCGUGCUCUCCUUUGAAUGUAUUAAUCCGAAAUAACGAGGUCUCGUGAGCCGGAGUGAACGAGGGAGGAUUUUCUUCCCAACGAUCGGGGGCUUGGUCGACGCGCGCCGUAUCGUCCUCCGCGUCUCGCACUUUCCGUACACGUGUGUCCGUUGUAUCCUCUUCUUUCUACCCUUCUCCCCCGCUCGCUCGCCGGGAUGACAAUACUCCGCGGAACGGAUUCCCGUUUCCUGAGACGUUGCCUCGGUCGCGCGGGUCCCGCGAACACGAAUUAAUUGCUGAUUACCGAGAUCGCUUGACGUUUUACUCACCGCUGUCUCCGUUGCUGUCGUCGCUGUCAUUGUUAACGGUUGACCGGGGACGAGCGGAAUUGGGGCGCGCGCAGGGAGUAAUCACGUUGGGAUCGCGACUCGCGAAUCUUCCCCGUCCGGGCUGUCCGUUUCUCGGCAACCGACCAAGCCUUCUUCCCCCCCCGGAGUCGCCAGUCCCCGGGCUCUUCUCUCGUCGACGAGGACGCGCGACGCUCCUUCCCCGACCGAGAGUGAAAGAAACGAGGAACGGUAUCUCACGCUCGGUAUCGCGAAUUCGUUCCGUCUCCCUCUUCUUUCCGUUAUCCUCCUUUUCCGUUCUCCUUUCCUUUCUUCCCCUUCCCCUUGAACGAUUCUCGUAUAGCUAACGCAGGUACACGAAGUCGAAGAGAUAUGACGAAACAAUAUGUCGAAUAGCAAUUGUAGUAGUGGAUAAUGAAAAAUUUUCUAGUAUACCAUACCUCGAGGAAACGCGUAACAUUGUACUGUUUAUCGUAUGUAUGCAACAAGCAAAAAAAAAACAAAAUAUAUGUGUUGAUGUGAA